GUAAACGACUUCAGUCCAGAGAGCCUCGAACCGAGCAGUUCCGAACAGUCUGUCAGUGACGGUGGUUUCGUGAACACGAUCAUUGUACCAGUCGCUUGGUAAACGUGUGCGCGCCGGUUGAAAAAAGUUGUUACACGCAGCCUCUACUGGCUCUCCUAGCAACGCGGUGUCGCCUAAAGACAAUGACUCCACGUUCCAGUGGUUAGAAGUAUCGAGCAAAUUACCGACAACCGUUCGAACCGUCUUUUUUUCUUGAUCGAGGCCAGACGGCCACACUACCUCUAGGAACGGCUCGACGUGUAUCGAUCUCGAGCAAGGCUAGCAGAACGGAGCUGCCAUCUCAGCGACUCCUCCACAUGUGGACAUCGCCGUCCCGACUCAGGAUCGGCCGAGCACCCAGGAAAAAGACGACACCUUAAGCUGAUAGCUGCCGCAGCAGCUACCGCGACCGGUGAAACAUGGACAACACCAAGAGAAAGCUGUCUUUCCUUGGCUUUGGUAAAAGGGUAUCGGUCGACGGCCAUGGCGCGGAAACGGGACCGGAGCUCGACGAGGAAAUGGAGAAGGUUUUCGCGAUGGACACCGGAGAGAAGUUCGACGUAGCCCUGCUCGGUUCACCCUCCGAAUCGGCUGGAUCCGAUCGAGAUCGAGAACGAGGACCAUCGUCGCGAUAUGGAGAUCGCGACUUCAACCAGCAUCGGAAAAGAAGCUAUCCCCAUCCGCACAUGCCCUUGAAAAGCCUUCAUUCCAGGUCUAUGCGACGACACCUUUCACCCGAAGGAUCCACGACGGAGGUUGGCCCGGAAGAAGAGAACGGCCAGGUGUUGACAGGAAAUGGCGGUGGACAAGAUACGGACGCGAUGGACAACGGAUUGUACUCGUCGAGUGUGCACAACGUGGAUGAAGAGACGACCGAAGAAACGGAGAACGUAGCGAGCAGCGAGAGCGAGGCGCCGAUCUCGGAGAGGGCUGCUUCCGGUAUCAGCGACAGUCCCACCAUUGGCAGUCCGCGAGUACAAUUCGAAAAAAUCAAGGAAGAGGAGGUGCCUACCUUCAAAAGGGACGAGGUACCGAGCGUAGGUGUAGCCGUGAACCACGACGAAGAUCGCAAGUGUCGCAGGCAUCAGAAACACGAGCACAAAAGACACCAUCACAAGUCGCGCAAGUACUCGCUCCAAGAGGACCCGCAAUGGAGGAAGCGAUCGGGAGCCGGCCUCCCGGAUGGCUCGAGCGUCUUCACCAGGAGAGUGAGCGUGCAACCGGAAGAGGCGAGUACCCUGCAGGAAUUGGACAUCGACGACCUGGAGUCGCACAGAAGCGACGAUCCGCGGGGAAUGAGGCGGCACNNNGCCGCCCAUUCGACGGUGCAGAUCGGCCGCAAAAAGGAAGGCGGCAUACCUCACGAUACUUUCAAGAAGAUGUACGACCAUUCGCCUCACGAGGUGUUCGUUCAGCUGGACGAACUGUACGGAAUGGGCGAGGAGAGAGAAUGGAGAGAAACAGCUCGGUGGAUCAAAUACGAGGAAGACGUGGAGGAAGGCGCGGACAGAUGGGGCAGGCCCCACGUAGCCUCUUUGAGCUUCCACUCUCUGCUGAACCUACGUAGAUGCCUGGAGACCGGCGUGGUCCUUCUGGAUCUCGAGGAGAAGGAUCUGCCCGGUCUGGCGUAUAGGGUAGUCGAGCAAAUGGUAAUCGAGGAGCUGAUUCUAGCGGAGGAUAGGCCGGUAGUGAUGAGAGCUCUGCUUCUCAGGCACAGGCACGUUCACGAUCACGAUCGUGGUUUCCGAUUUGGCGGCAAACGCAACUAUUCCAGCUACACCAGUCUACAGUCCGUCUGUCUGGAGGAAGAGGACGCUGAACGGGAAGCCUCUGAGAACCAUGUAACCCAACAUAACCUGAACGACACGAAACCAAAGAUCGUAUCGUCGAACUUGGCCUUGGACAGCAACCACACGGUGGUCGAUAUGAAGGAGGAGCUGACGUACACGAGCAGCAACGAGGACUUGAAAAAGAGUCACAACGACUACAUCCUGAAGAGGAUCCCGGCUGGCGCCGAGGCGACGGUCGUGCUGGUCGGCGCGGUCGACUUUCUGGACCAACCGACGAUCGCGUUCGUCAGGCUCGCCGAGGGUGUGUUCAUUCCAUCGAUCACGGAAGUCACGAUACCAGUAAGAUUCAUGUUCACGUUGCUGGGGCCGAGGAACGCUGACCUAGAUUAUCACGAAAUCGGUAGAUCGAUCGCCACGCUGAUGGCCAAUACGUCGUUCCAUAAAGUCGCGUACAAAGCAAACGAGAGACGCGAGCUUCUGUCCGCGAUCAAUGAAUUCCUAGACGACUCGAUCGUUCUGCCUCCUGGAGAUUGGGAGAGACAGGCGUUGUUACCCUUUAACGAGCUGAAGGCGAAGAGCGAAGCCAUAAGGAAGCGGAAGGCCAAAGCGCUCGAGGACAAGACCAAACAGAUUCAGAACGAGAUGGCUGUGAAGAAAGCUCUUCUUGCCGGCGAAGAAGAGAAGAAACCUCCCGAUGACGACGAUCCGCUUCGAAGAACCAGACGUCCGUUCGGUUGCCUCAUCAACGAUAUCAAGAGACGCUAUCCUUACUAUCUGUCUGAUUUCACCGAUGGCUUGAGUUCGUCUUGCCUCGCAGCGGCUAUCUUCAUGUACUUCGCGGCCCUCUGCACGGCCAUCACGUUCGGUGGCUUGAUGAGCGACAAGACGCACAACGUUAUCGGCAUCUCCGAGACAUUGAUUUCUGGCUCGUGGACCGGGGUGGUGAUGGCUUUGUUCUCCACUCAGCCACUGGUCAUCAUCGGCACGACCGGCCCCUUGUUGCUCUUCGACGAAAGCUUGUACAAUUUCUGUCUCGCGAACGGACUAGAAUUCCUGACCGUGAGAGUCUACGUCGGUGUAUGGAUGGGCAUCAUAGCCUUGGCGAUUGCCUGCGUGGAGGGAUCCGUGCUGGUCAGACUCUUCACCCGGUUCACCGAAGAGAUCUUCACGGGCUUAAUCUCUAUUCUUUAUAUCGUUGAAACGUUCAUCAAAUUGUACAAUUACUUCGUGAAGAAUCCGCUGCUGGACGAGUACAGUUUCAUCCCCGAGACGAACGAAACGUUUUACGAAGAGCUGAACGUAACAGAGAUCAAGGUCGUUUCCCCAAAGACCGGCGAAAUAAUUAGCAUUUCAUCGGACAAACCUCAAACUCUGAUACCAUCGCAUAACGCCGCUGGCUUAUUAAUGAACCAACCAAACACGGCCUUGAUGUGCACCAUUUUGUGUCUCGGUACUUUUCUCGGUGCUUAUUACCUGCGUAUCUUCCGCAACAGUCAUUACCUCGGACGAAGUGCCAGAAGAGCUUUCGGUGACUUCGGCGUGCCCAUCAGUAUUGUCGUAUUCGCGUUGAUCGAUUAUCUGGCCAAAGUGAAGACGGAGAAGCUACUGGUUCCGGAGGGUUUAACACCGACUAUGCCCGAUAGGGAUUGGAUCGUGUCACCAGCUGGCAUACAUAAACCUAUUCCUCUAUGGAUGGCUAUGGCUUGCAUCGUGCCGGCAUUGUUGGUCUAUAUCCUUGUUUUCAUGGAGACUCAAAUCUCCGAACUCAUCAUCGAUAAGAAAGAACGUAAAUUACGGAAAGGUAACGGGUACCACAUGGAUAUAGUGGUAGUGUGCUUAAUGAACGUCGGCUGUGGUUUAAUGGGCGCCCCGUGGUGUUGCGCUGCCUCGGUUCGAUCGCUGACACACGUCUCGGCGGUGACGGUUAUGUCUCGCACUCACGCUCCCGGAGAUAAACCGCACAUCGUCGAAGUGAAGGAGCAACGAGUGAGCGCCCUAUUAGUCGCCGUGUUGAUCGGCAUAAGCGUGUUGAUGGCGCCGCUUCUACGACGCGUACCAAUGUCCGUCCUUCUGGGGGUGUUUCUCUACAUGGGUAUCUCCUCGACGAACGGUGUUCAACUGUUCGAUCGUGUGAAAUUGUUUUUCAUGCCGGUGAAACACCAUGGCACGGCUAAUUACGUUCGGCGCGUACAAACGUACAAGAUGCACAUCUUCACCCUCGUACAAAUUCUGUGCCUGGUUAUACUGUGGAUCGUGAAAAGUACCAGGGCGGCCUUGGCGCUUCCGUUCUUCCUGAUUCUCAUGAUACCUCUACGAGCUCAGAUGAGGCAUUUUUUUACCGCCGCAGAGCUAAGGGCACUCGACAGCAAAGGAUCGGAACACGAGAGUACCGAGGACGAGCCAGAUUUCUACGAGGAAGCUCCGUUACCUGGUUAGAUAGUGCCUUAUUCGACUUGUCCAACAAAUACUUCCCCUCUUCCCUCCUCUAUCCCCACGCCCGCAUCGUUUUCUUCUUCUCCCUUCUGUCCAAAGGAUCUAUUCGUGCUUUCUGUUACUUCCAAUUCCUGUCACGUAUCAGAGCGACUCUGAAUACUACCGCGAAUUCUUGAAAAAAAAAAGAGUCUAUUUUCGUGAAAGAGCAAAUAUGUAUGUAUACCAAUGAAUUAAGAGGGAACGUAGAUAAGAGAUAAAUAAGAGGGGUCUGAUUCCCAACGGUGGUGUUAACUCGUUAAAUUCGUAAAGAUUAUUUUGUACUACAAAAUUUGUAAAUAAUCGAGGAUGAUGUGAACAAGAUGAAACGAAAAGAUGUGUUAUCACGCCUGCGUCGGAUAUGUGUAGGUACUUGAACAACUAAAUUUUAUCAAAUCACAACAACCAUCGAGAGUCAUUGCUUCAGUUUGGAUACAAACUAAUUAGAAUCGGUAUAGUUUGUUGUCGAAGAAAGUUCAUUUAUUAUGGAGUAGGAUAUAAAAUGCAAGCGAUAUUCGAUACCUACAUACUAUCUAACAUAAUCGUAGUGGAAACUUCAAGAUUCGUUUCAUCUUCUUUUCGACUUGGUGGGAAAAAA
This is a messenger RNA of Bombus impatiens (common eastern bumble bee), 4896 nucleotides long. It is a transcript of the gene Ae2, whose product is annotated as band 3 anion transport protein. The transcript has 12 exons. Bases 459 to 4265 code for a protein of 1268 amino acids. Gene Ontology annotation, molecular function: solute:inorganic anion antiporter activity; monoatomic anion transmembrane transporter activity. Gene Ontology annotation, biological process: monoatomic anion transport; bicarbonate transport; transmembrane transport. NCBI's taxonomy places the organism in Eukaryota, Metazoa, Arthropoda, Insecta, Hymenoptera, Apidae. The record is from RefSeq and is a predicted model, not a curated record. Gene Ontology annotation, cellular component: plasma membrane.